Messenger RNA from Marasmius oreades (fairy-ring Marasmius), 276 nucleotides. RefSeq lists its product as uncharacterized. Gene Ontology annotation, molecular function: glucose-6-phosphate dehydrogenase activity; NADP binding. Gene Ontology annotation, cellular component: cytosol. Gene Ontology annotation, biological process: glucose metabolic process; pentose-phosphate shunt, oxidative branch. The record is from RefSeq and is a predicted model, not a curated record. NCBI's taxonomy places the organism in Eukaryota, Fungi, Basidiomycota, Agaricomycetes, Agaricales, Marasmiaceae. The transcript has 3 exons. The coding region runs from base 1 to 276 and encodes 91 amino acids.
AUGGAACAGCCGAUACUAUCAUUCUCUGCGGAAGAUAUCCGUGACGAGAAGGUCAAGGUACUGCGUGCCAUUCCUCCAGUUGAACAGAAGGACACAUUAUUGAGACAAUGUGUAUCCGCGAACGGCAAGCCCGGAUAUCUCGAUGAUGACACGGUUCCCCAAAAUUCUGUUUGCCCUACAUAUGCAGCCACCGCUCUCUGGAUUAACAACCCCUCGAUAGGAAGGAGUUCCAUUCAUUCUCAAGGCAGGGAAAGCUCUCAACGAGGCGAAGGGUGA